This is a messenger RNA of Dufourea novaeangliae, 5964 nucleotides long. Its product is annotated as leucine-rich repeats and immunoglobulin-like domains protein 3. Bases 234 to 3089 code for a protein of 951 amino acids. The record is from RefSeq and is a predicted model, not a curated record. Gene Ontology annotation, molecular function: protein binding. NCBI's taxonomy places the organism in Eukaryota, Metazoa, Arthropoda, Insecta, Hymenoptera, Halictidae. The transcript is spliced from 14 exons.
UCGGUCCGUAGGCGUCAUCAUGGUGUGUGGGUCGGAGCGUUUUUGAGAGGCGACCAGUUUGUUUUGAAUCGAUAAAAGGCGCGGGGGCAUUUUUGUUAUUAUGCUGAUGGUUUCGCGAGACGAGGCGUGCUCUCGUCCUACGGAUUCGCUAUGGAGAAAAUCGUUGGCGGUACGCGACGCGUAAUUACGAAAUAAGUUUUGAAAACGGAAAACGAUAUACGAGGGCGCGUACGAUGUCGAGCUCGGAACAAGCUUUUCUCGUACGUCGACUCGAGUGGAAUCGCAAAUGGACGGCCGUUUUAUUAUCGAUGUUAUGCGUGAUCUCGUCGAACCCAACGAUCGCCGACUCGAUAUUGUAUGGUGGCAAGGAUAAUCAGUGUCCCGUGGAGUGUGCGUGCCUUGGGAAUGUGGUCGACUGCAGUAGCUUACAAUUGAUCGGGGCACCCAGUGGUCUACCACCAUGGACAGAGAUCUUGGAACUAAGGGAGAAUAAUAUUGCUAGCUUGGAAUUUGAUGCAUUAUUACAUUUAGCUAAGCUCAAAGAAUUGGACCUCAGCGCUAAUAAAUUUGGAGAUAACUUUACAAUUGUAUUAUCUGAAAGUACACAAUUACAGGGACUUAAAGUAAAUAAGAACCAUUUAACACAAGUGCCAGAUUUGUUUUUUGUUAAGAGUUUAGCACAUCUUGCCUUGGCUCAUAAUGAAAUCAGUGAUAUAAAUGGAACAGCAAUACGCAGCUUAGAACAGCUUCAGAGUUUGGAUAUCAGUGGGAAUAAAAUAAGUGUCAUUAAAAAUGGAUCUUUCCUUGCUCCUAAUUGUCUUAUGCAUUUAAACUUAAAUAUGAAUCAAAUAAGAGUAAUAGAAAAUGGAAGUCUGGAUAACUUGACUUCUUUAGAGGAAUUACGCUUAAACAAAAAUCAUCUGACACAAUUGAAAGAUCUAUUUACAAAUUUGAAGAGUUUGCGUAUAUUAGAAAUAAAUAGAAACGAACUACAGACAAUUCAAGGGCUUAGUCUUAAAGGUUUAAAUAAUCUUAAAGAAUUACGCUUAAAAAGAAACAAGAUAGAGACGCUGUAUGAUGGCGCGUUCUGGCCGCUGAAAAAUUUAACGAUUUUGCAACUUGAUUUUAAUUCGUUAACUACCGUCAGGAAAGGUGGCCUGUUCGGAUUACAACGUUUAGAAAAACUGACGCUAUCGCAUAAUCGAAUAAGUAUGAUCGAAACGCAAGCUUGGGAUUUGUGUAAAGAAAUCGUGGAACUAGAUCUAUCGUACAAUGAGAUAACUUCCAUUGAACGGGGUACCUUCGAAUAUUUAGAUAAGCUGGAAAAACUCAAGAUGGACCACAAUCAAAUUACGUACAUUUCAGAUGGUGCAUUCGGUUCGACUCCCAACUUGCAAAUACUGGAAUUGAAUUUUAAUAAAAUAUCGUACAUGGUGGAAGAUACCAACGGCGCUUUCGGCCCAUUGGGACAGUUAUGGAAAUUAGGAUUGGCACACAAUAGAAUAAAGUCAGUGAAUAAGAAAGCGUUUACAGGAUUAAGUAGCGUGACCGAAUUGGAUUUAACCGGAAACAAUGUAACGAGCAUUCAGGAAAAUGCUUUUGUUUCAAUGACCAGUUUAAUGAAACUCCGGAUGAACUCGAGAGUCUUGGUCUGCGAUUGUGGUUUACAAUGGCUAAGUAUGUGGUUACGAGAGCACAGGUACAGCGAUGCGGAAGUAUACUGCGGAUAUCCACAUUGGCUACAGGGUAUGUCAUUGACGCAACUCCAUCACAAAAAUUUUACAUGUGACGAGUAUCCUAAACCAAGGAUAAUCGAAGAACCUAAGAGCCAAAUGGGCAUCAAAGGUGAUAAUGUAACGUUGGUUUGCCGCGCGACCAGCACCGCUAAUGCACCGUUGCAUUUUACUUGGAAGCACGACAACAUAGAAAUGGAAAGUGGCAAUUUGCAAAUAAACACUGAUUCCAUGGAGAGUAGCGGGGUAACAGAGGCAUCUUCCAUUUUGCACUUGACAAACGUUACGCAUGCAAACGCUGGCAAAUAUCAGUGCAUGGUAACGAACACCUACGGGACAACCUAUUCUGCAAAAGCGAAAUUGAGCAUUUUGAUAUAUCCAUCAUUCUCAAAAAUUCCGCAUGAUAUACGGGUGACCGCUGGGAGCACCGUUCGUCUCGAAUGUUCCGCGGAAGGGCAGCCAUCGCCGCAAAUAGCAUGGCAGAAGGAUGGAGGAAAUGACUUUCCAGCGGCGAGAGAGAGAAGAAUGCACAUGAUGCCGAUUGACGAUGUAUUAUUCAUUGUUGAUGUGAAAACCGCCGAUAGCGGUGUUUAUUCGUGCACUGCGCAAAAUCUUGCUGGCCUUAUUGUCGCGAAUGCUACGCUGGCCAUAUUAGAAACUCCGUCGUUUGUGAAACCGAUGGAGAACAAGGAAAUAAUGGUCGGCGGCUCGAUCGUGUUGGAGUGUAUGGCGGGCGGCAUGCCCAGACCGAAGCUGUCCUGGCGCAAAAACGGAAAUCCUUUACAGGCUACCGAGCGUCACUUUUUCACCGCUGAAGAUCAGUUACUAAUUAUCGUUAAUACUAUAGCCAGCGACGCUGGAAGUUACGAGUGUGAAAUGAGUAAUUCAUUAGGUAGCGUUGUUGGUGCAUCCCAUCUGACGGUGAAGCCAGCUCCUACUUCUAGUCCUGCUGCAGUGAACGAAGACGACAUACUGGGUUUAAUAAUAAUCACUGUAGUAUGCUGCGCUGUUGGUACGUCCGUAGUAUGGGUAGUAAUAAUCUAUCAGACCAGGAGGCGUCUGAACGCUGUUGCCCAAGGUGGAAAUGCGCAACCGUCAACGGCUGUAGCGACCGCGAUACCAGACACACAGACACAUUUAUAUUUAGAAACAAGUUCACAACACAGCAAAGACAGUGGUACAGGAGACAGUACCAAUCCUAGUAGCGAUCAGUUACAAUUGUGCUUACCUGAGGAAAUCGUCACGUGUUCCGUGCAUAACGAAGAAGAAACAGGAGCCGUGAACAGCGGGGCUCCGUUAUUACGGUACACGAACCACGAACGGCAUGAUCGUGAGAACGACGACUGCGCGGUGUAAACGCAGCGAUCUCAAGCACGCGAAUCCAUUGAUUCGUCGUGCUUCUUAUACGAGUGAUUGUGAGUUGCCUCGAAGCGUUUGGACAAAGAACGAUUUUACGAAUGAUCGUGGGGACCGAUUAGGACAUCAAAGGAUACUCGUCUGACGAUUCGUCCCGUGAAUCGUGGAAGGAGACGCGUCGUCCGAGACCGAACGGUUACCCGAGCAUUGCGUAACAUAGUAUUUAUCACCAUACUUAGAAUUCGUUAAUUGUAUCCGCGUACUACUGCACGACUAUCGGUAAGUACAAGUGAUAGCGAGAAAGGCACGUGUCAUUGGCGUAUUUAUUAUCGAGACGAGUGUUGGCGAGUGCGCAGCGUUCGAGAGCGUAAACAUGAAAGUACUAAUACCGUAUAAUUUGUAAAUACUCUAGGAUAAGGAUCCGUCGUAAUUUGUAUUCGUUGUAUCGUCGAACAAAAGAAAGCAGCCGUGUACGGUAUGACAAACGGGAUACACCGUAAGCCGCAAGAGCCACUUUAUUAUUAUAGACCAGUCUUUUGUGAUAGAUAUUUAUUUUAGGAUUACGCGAAACUAUUAGACGGUUAUAUUUAUAAUGCCGAAUGAUGUGACUUUGUCUAAAAAAAGAAAAGGAAGAAAAAAAUUGAGAAACAGAAAAGAGAAACACGUACACACGUCCCUGCGCACACAAAUCAUUAUUACACAUUUUCAUCAAACACGCGACACAUACGCAUAUAGUGUGUAUAUAUAGUAUAUAUAUUAUGUAUAGAGAGAGAGAGAGACACAUACGUAUACUUGUUUGCACCAAAGUGCUCGUAAUAGACGCGUCGCGAUUUGUCUUCCCCUUGAUUUUUUAUUCGUAGUCUGAUUAUUAAUGCCAUUUUGGACGAGUGCGCCGGAAGUUUUCAUUCAUCGAUGACGAUUGCUCAUGUUUUUUUUUUAAUCGUUUAGGUACCGAUGUCUGCCUGUUUUCGAAUACGCGCUUAAUUAUCAGCUUUUAUCGACGACUUUACCUUUAGUAUUAUAUUUACUAAAGUUUCGAAUAUGCAGUGGUCGUUUCUUUUUUCCGAGACAAGUAAGCGUAGUGAUACUUUCGUUGCUUCGCGGGCGUCGUUCGGGCAACACUGUAGACUCUACACACGACCUGUGCGGUAUUACGAUGCGUUUGUUUCUUUGCGUUAUCACGACAGGAUCGUGCACUCGUGCCCAACUUCGUUCAAAAUAUGUGUCAGUGAUUAUCAACGUUGUGUAACUCAAUGAUCUGUAAAAAUUGAAUUUGUCUUUCAUUUUGGGUUAUAUCGACCGACAUUAUAAAUAUUCAGUUGAAUAGUCUUAAUAGUUGUAUCGUUACGCGGAAAGAAAAAAACAUUCUUGUUCAAAACGCGAAACUGGAAAGUUUUUAAACGAGACAAAAAUGACUUGUGCCAGUCGCAUGAUCACUGGCACAUAACAACGCACAAAGUGUCGGCGAUGCGAAAUUAUAAUGAAACAACACAUUGUACGUGUGUGCAUCGAUCUUUACUGAUCCGAGAACGAAUAAACGUACACAGUGUUGUCGAUGAUUCAUACCGUUCGAGGCGUAUACCGGCAGACUUCAAUGCGGUAAGAAUCAUCGAACCUACGCAUCGAGACGGUUUUCCGUGCGUUCCGUAAGUUUAGUGUCUGAAUAUCGUUUGAACAUGUUGAAGUGUGUGUGUGACGAAAGAAUAUAUCGGGCAAGUUAGAGACGCGUGUUUCGACGGAGAAGAAAUUACUCGUGUUUCGUCGUGUGUUCGUAUGUAACUUUCCCGCAAAACCCCGUAGGUACAGAAGAAUAAGGUUUCUUUUCUUCAUUGUAUUGUACACGAGUUGGUAGGAUGUAACCGCAGUUACACUUAAUAUAGUUAAGCGAGCGAUAGACCGCCCGUUCGCUGUGUUGUAAGACUUUCUUUCUGUAACGGAUCUUACUUCUGUGACUUUCGAAUUAAUUUUGUGAUAUUUUUGCCCCGUGUAUAGAGAGAUAUGAACACGUUUCCCGCGGUAUAAGCAUUGAACGGGGAAAGCACAAAUAUUCGAGCCUGAGAACGUUUCACGCUCGAGAUAUAUCGUUGAUUAAAUUUUCUAAUUAUUGAAAGGUGGUGACGUUCGUCGUGUCUUUGUCGAUAAUUAAAUACGGUCGAGCGACGUUAAACAAAAAAAAAGAAAGUACACACUUUGCAUAUACAUCUAUAUAUUUUUCUAGACCUUGUAUUUCGUGAGAAUACCCGGAGGAGCGGCGUGAAAUUUGCACUGAAAACGCCGCUUCAUGGAUACUGCCCAGUCACGAUCGCAGUUUUCAACAUUCUUGAGUCACUCGAUUAAGCGUACACAAAAACCGAACCGAAUCAGUUAGGAAAUCGUUGGCACCUCAGACUUUCAUUGAAUCAAUGAAACUUUUUCACCGCAUUUCUAUUUAAGCGACGCGGAUAUCCAUUUGAUCAUUUAUUAUUGUUAACGCCGUAUCUCAUUUUUAUCUUUUUUUACUUCGUGUUGAAGUAUCCAUCUUUCGGGGGAUAUCACGUCGUUCCGUUCCAAGGAAACGUGCGGCGACGUUGCGAAACGAACGUUAUGUGAAAGGUGGAGAAUUCGCGAGGCGCGCAAAGUGUGUUUGGUCGAAAUGACGUGAAACUUUCGAACGCCUGCGUGAAUCGCGAGCGGCGAACCCGAACGAUCGCGUAAUGAACUUACCAAUGACAAGUAUUAAGUUGUAUUGCCAAUUCAUAGAGGAUCUAUCGCGAAGAACGUUAAUCAGCUCGUGCCCGUGUGAUACACCAAAUAAGGUAUCCCCGUUUAAUUCAGUAUUUUUCCUUGUUGUUACAUGGUAUUGUAAACAAAUAUAAAUAAUUAUUCAACCUGACAA